AUGAAUGGAAAUACUGUCGAGGAUAUCGAGAUGGCUGAAAUGGAUGUUAAAAUAAGUGAGACACCGCACGGUACAAUUGAUUAUUCAAGUUAUCUUAAUAACAAUAAAAAUAAUCACUUAAAUGUCACUCCUAUUAAUUAUAAUAAUAAUAAUAAUAAUAAUAAUAAUAAUAAUAACAAUAAUAAUAUUAAUUAUAAUAAUAAUUGGUCAGGUUCGUUUGACAGCGCAGACAGUGGAUAUCUGUCAUGUACAUCAUCCACUGCAAGGAAGUCUAUCAGCAGGUCGAGGGAAGUUAAGAAGUACUGGCUGAGAAGCGAGCACCGAAAAUCAUUGAAAUUUAACAGCCUGAUAAAUGGCUCCGAGGAUUCUGGCUUCGAGGAGCCGAGUCUCGACGGAAAUGGCAGCAUUUCUAUGGACCGGAAUCAAUUUCGCGCGGAUUUAAAAAGCCACAGAUUGAGAAAUCGCAAUAGGGUUCAAUUGGGAGCAGUUACUCCUGCAACAGCGGUGUCUAAGACUCCAAUUACGCCGCUUUCGCCAUGCACUGCGACUACUUCGAGCUACAUGGCCUGCGAGCCGGUCCAGGAAGACGUCGAAAAAAUCCGGGCUGUGCCUCAAAGCACACCGUACAUUUGCAGCGAGGGUAAAUUAAUUGAACCAUUCAUCCCCCGAACUCCGGUGAAGCUUACCUUCUCGCCGAAGUCCAGCAAGCCUCCGGCGAUAACGUCGGUGGAGAAUAAAAAGUUUAGUAAGUUGAAGAUCAGCACUCUCGGCAAAAUUACCAAGCCCACUGGCUUGGUGGAACCCAGGAGGCUGAAUUUUAGCAAGCGUACUUGCACUAAUUGUAAAGUUGGUGGACGGCCGGAUUACACCGGAAGGGAAACUGUGGACAUUUUGAGCCUCUUGGGGGACAAAAGCAACCACUGGCGCGCUAUCGGGAAAAUCCUUUCGUAUUUAAGCCCCCAAGAUUUGUGCGCGAUAAGCAUGGUGUCUCAGGUAUGGCGGAAAAUUUGUUUGAGUGACACUGCUGCUAACUUGAGACGGCUGAACCAAGUUUACGUUAGGCAGAACACUAAGGAAAAUUUAGUGCUUAUUAGAAGUAAAAGUGACAUUACGUGCAGUCCUAAAUCUACGAGCAGGCGUUUUAAUCAGCUGAUAAAAUUCGGGAAGUGA
Messenger RNA from Cotesia congregata, 1170 nucleotides. Lineage: Eukaryota; Metazoa; Arthropoda; Insecta; Hymenoptera; Braconidae. The record is from the annotation of a GenBank genome assembly.